Molecule: messenger RNA, 1833 nt
Organism: Aureobasidium vineae
Lineage: Eukaryota; Fungi; Ascomycota; Dothideomycetes; Dothideales; Saccotheciaceae
Source: the annotation of a GenBank genome assembly
AUGCACUUGGUGCUUUCGUUUGCUGCCCUUCUGGGUGCUGCAGCUGCUCAAGACGUUUCUUCCACUGUCAACACACAAUGCUUCACUCGUUAUGCCCUUCAGAGCACUGCAGACAUGGAAACAGUAAAUCUGGCCACCACAGCAACUCGCACUGCGACGGUGUCUGUUACAGAGACUCCCCAGGAGACCCUUACCCCUCUCGAAGUCACUAGCUCCGUGACAACCACCCGCACUGUCUUUGAGACCACCACCUUGCCUAUCCGUACAGACGCGUACACGACUUCGAGCUAUACUCAGACGGUCACCGAGUCAUCCACUACCACUGUGCAAUCCACGACUACGGUACCCGCCCCUGCUGGAUUCACCAACCUGGCUCAGAUGGCAGGCUACGCUCAGAAGCGCAAUGCAGUUGUCCAGAGACGCGAUGCUCUUCAGUCGAGAGGCGAAAUUAAGGGUGUUCUUCCUAUCAUUCCUGCAGCCGAUCCAUCAGCUGCCGGGCUUGUCGGUCGUGCAGUGAGUACAAGCUCCAAGAAGGUAUCAUCUACCAGUUCCAAGAAAGUAUCAUCUGCAAGUUCCAAGAAAACCAGCACCACGAGCUCCAAGAAGACCAGCACCACGAGCUCCAAGAAGACCAGCACCACGAGCUCCAAGAAGCCCGUCUCAACCAGCACAUGCGUUGCCUCUGACCCCGUUAUCGCUGCCAUCAAGAACGACUUUGGCAUGCCUCUCGCUUUCUGUCAAUGGUGGAUUGGAGCUUCUUACAAAUCAUCCAGCCCGAUCACCGGUGUCACCCCUGCCGAUAUCAGCAGAGUAUGUGCUUGCAUCAAGGCGACUCCAGCUCUCAUUGGCGGGACAUCGACCAAAGCAAUGGCUACGCCAACUGGCGUCAGCAAAGUAGCAAACUUGGACGCCUUUCAAAAACUCGUAGCCCAGCCUCUUGCUUUCUGCAAAUUUUGGUUCAACGCUCCUACACGUAUGGGUAGUCCUUUCGCACCACUCCCUGCGCCUGCCGUCUCUCAAGUUUGCAAGGUCAUCACUGCUACACCGAGUCUAGUCAGCUCAGCUCAGCCGACGUCCACCAAGUUGAGCAGCUCGUCUAGUAAAGUCUCCACUAAGAGCAGCAGCUCCAGCAAGGUCUCUUCCUCCGGCAAGCUAGUGACUAGCUCGAGCUCCAAGUCCAGUUCAGGCUUUCAGUCCAGCUCGAGCAGCCAGGUUACCUCAAGCAGCAAAGCCAGCAUCAGCCAGCUUCCCACAGUGGGCCAGCACACAACUUUCACAGCGGCCACCAUCACCUCUACCGCACCUGUUCCUACCAAAAUGCUUACAUUCACGAACACUUUGACUUCGACCAUCACCGAGGUUCCAGCAGACCAGACCAAGAUCAUCACCAUCUCUACUGAUACGAUCACCGCUACUUCGACUUCGACCACCAGUACGACCGAAACUCAAACAGCAACCUUUACUGUUGCAGUCGCCUCGGCCACUUUCCUGGCACAGUGUGCACCAGCCAACAUCGUAAGCAGCGCCGUUGGUCAAAAAAUCGGCACAAUCAGCUUCAACAAGGCAUUCACCCUGCAAUCCCUCUACCUCCAAGACACCACUGGUUAUGGCUGCUGUGCACAAUGCGCUCUCAGCGAGAACUGUGCUGGAUAUGCACAGGCUCCUGUGUCGCAGGGCGGUGCUUGUUAUUACCUUACCACUGAUGGGCGCUGCGACGUCGAGCAGAGCUGGGGCGAUCGCUUCCACUACUACAACACCAAUGGCGCUGGCUACCAGGUCGGAAACGGUCAGUGUGGAUUCCUGGGCCCUCAAGCUGGUCUUCCCGCUGCAUAG